AUACUUUAUAAAAACUGGUGGUUUUAAUUCCCAGUGCCAAAAUAAACAAAUUGUAGAACAUUGUUCUUGUUCAAUGUGUUCUAUUUUGUCUAUUCAUGGGAAAUGUUAAGCCUAUAGACUAAGAUGAACUAUACCGAUUUUGUGACUACCAAGGAAGGUCACAACAUUCCUCAAGCUAAAUUUAUCGAUGACAUUGAAAAGUUCGUUGGCGAUGAUGAUCCGGUUCGUGUCGUCGGUACAGCUAAGGAACUGCUAGCCAAGUAUCGCUUCAUGGAGAAAUCCAUGCUUUCCAAACUUGGCGCUAUCAGCGAGAAGCUCCCAGAACUUAAGGACGCUCUACAUACGCUUGAAAGGCUGAAGAAAAAAGGCGAAACGGGCGACCACGACGACAUUUCUACAUUUUUCAAAGUAUCGGACACACUUUAUUCCGAAGCUACAAUUCCAUUUACGACUACUGUUUUUUUAUGGCUGGGCGCCAACACGAUGGUUGAGUAUCCAGUGGAUGAAGCUAUCACCCUGCUAACGGAGCAGUACAAGGGAACACAAACAUGUGUAAAGGAAGUGAAGAAGGAACUUGAAUGGAUAAAACAGCAAAUUACCUGCACAGAAAUAACUGUAGCUAGACUACACAAUUACAGUGUAGCUAAAAGAAAGACCAAUGGAUAAAAUUAU
Molecule: messenger RNA, 672 nt
Organism: Theileria equi strain WA
Lineage: Eukaryota; Apicomplexa; Aconoidasida; Piroplasmida; Theileriidae
Product: prefoldin subunit 3, putative
Exons: 6
Coding region: 124-666 (180 amino acids)
Biological process (GO): microtubule-based process; protein folding; tubulin complex assembly
Cellular component (GO): cytoplasm; prefoldin complex
Molecular function (GO): tubulin binding
Source: RefSeq, a predicted model, not a curated record